Messenger RNA from Drosophila takahashii, 1152 nucleotides. RefSeq names its product spaetzle-processing enzyme-like. The record is from RefSeq and is a predicted model, not a curated record. Gene Ontology annotation, molecular function: serine-type endopeptidase activity. Gene Ontology annotation, biological process: proteolysis. Lineage: Eukaryota; Metazoa; Arthropoda; Insecta; Diptera; Drosophilidae.
CCUAAUUAAAAUCUUUUUCAGUGUUUAAAGAUUGUCCGCUCAAUGAAAAGUGCGUAAGAAUAUCCCUGUGCCCGCACAUGAAGCCUUUUGCCGAGACAAUGCCACACAUACGGUGUGGACGCGAUAUCAAGGCUGAUUCCUUAGACCAGAGGCUCCUCGUUUGCUGCCCAGAUCCUGGCAAUGUCCUGCCGAAUGAGGACAUCUGUGGACGAAGGCCGGGCAGUUUUCGAAUUUAUGGUGGAACAGAGGCUAAGCCCGACGAGUUCCCAUGGAUGGCCAUGUUGCUAGACAAAAGGGGCAAAACAAAAUGUGCGGGAUCCUUGAUCAACAAUCGGUAUGUUCUAACUGCAGCCCAUUGUGUGAAUCGGUGGUCUGUCACAUCCGUUCGCCUGGGCGAACAUGUCAGAUCCACCAAUGCCGACUACUUCAAGCUAGAUUCUAGGAAGCCGGAUGCUCCGUACUUACAAAUAGAUGUGAUGCAUAUUGAGAAACAUGAUGGUUUCAAUGAAAUAUUUUAUGAAUACCCGGAUGAUAGUAUGAACAACGACAUCGCCCUGCUGCGACUUAAGCGGCCAGUAAGCUAUACCAAAGUAAUUAGACCAAUUUGUCUCCUGGGCAGUCACAUCUCCUCGCAAUAUUGCCAAACAAGUCCCGAAUUCGAAAUCGCCGGCUGGGGUUAUACCGAAAAUAAUACUCCCAGUGAUGUCUUGUUGAAAGCCACCAUCAAGGAAACGGAGUUUUGGACCAUGUGUCCAACCAACAUUAAACACAAACCCUUUUGGGAGACCAGAAUAUGUGCGGGUGGUCAGGAGGGAAGGGACACAUGCUUUGGCGACUCCGGUGGUCCACUGAUGGCCACUAAAACAUCAGAUAAUUACAAAGAAUUCGUAUAUCUAGCUGGCAUCACCUCCUACGGACCAAGAAACGAAUGCGGAGAGCCAGGUGUCUAUACAAGAACUGAAGCCUAUAUCUAUUGGAUUCUGUACCACAUAAUGCCUUGAAUUUUUAGUGAAAUUUUUUUGAUAUUAUUCAUUUUACAUAAAUAAUAUAAAGUUCUCUUAUCACGCUAUCCCUUUUAUAUCAAAUAAUUAAACUUGUACUGUCCAUAACUCACAACUUUGCUUACAAUAAAGAUCAGAAAAGCAAGCAAAA